AACCAUCUCCCUCUCUCUCUCUCUCUCAUCGAUUCAAAUCGCCACCUUCUCUCUCUCUCUCUCUCUCUCUCUCUCUCCCCACUCCAAACUUUCAGAUCUCAAAGUUCCCAUUUUUAUCCCAAGCACCCAUCACCGCCGCCUCCCGAGAGAGAGAGAUAUUCUGACUCAGAUGCCACGCAUGAGAUGAAGACGACGACAGCCGCCGCCGCCGCCUUCUUCUUCGUCGUCUCCUCCUGCUCCUUCGCCCUCCUCUACGCCGCUGCCGCCCCCCAUGGAGCCGCCACCCCCCGCCACCUCCUCCGCUACCUCGACGAGUUGGGUGACCGAGGCGAGAGCGUCGCCGUCGACCCGUCCAUCUCCUUCGAGAACCCCCGCCUCCGCAACGCCUACGUCGCCCUCCAGGCCCUGAAGCAGGCCAUCGUCUCCGACCCCAACAACUUCACCGCCAACUGGGUCGGCCCCUCCGUCUGCUCCUACUCCGGCGUCUUCUGCGCCUCCGCCCCCGACGACCCCAGCGUCCGCACCGUCGCCGGCAUCGACCUCAACCACGGCGACAUCGCCGGGUACCUCCCGAAGGAGCUCGGCCUGCUCGCCGACCUCGCCCUCUUCCACCUCAACUCGAACCGCUUCUGCGGCAGCGUGCCGCACGAGCUCCGGAGCUUGAAGCGGCUCUUCGAGCUGGAUCUGAGCAACAACCGGUUCGCCGGGAAGUUCCCGACGGUCGUCCUGGAGCUCCCAGCGCUCAAGUUCUUGGACCUCCGGUUCAACGAGUUCGAAGGGUCGGUCCCGAGAGAGCUCUUCGACAAAGAUCUGGACGCCAUUUUCAUCAACGACAACCGGUUCCGGUUCAACCUGCCGGACAAUCUCGGCCACUCGCCGGUGUCGGUCGUCGUCCUGGCGAACAAUGAGUUCGGCGGGUGCCUCCCCGAGAGCAUCGUCGAGAUGAAGAACUUGAACGAGGUCAUACUCAUGAACAACGGGUUCAGAUCUUGCUUGCCGUCACAGUUGGGGAGGCUCAAGAACGUGACGGUCUUCGACGUUAGCGUCAACCAGUUGGCGGGUCCGUUGCCGGAGAGUGUGGGCCAGAUGGUGAGCUUGGAGCAGUUGAAUGUGGCUCACAAUAGGCUGUCCGGGAAGAUUCCGGCGAGUGUUUGUGGCUUGCCGAAGUUGCAGAACUUCACGUUCUCGGACAACUUCUUCACCGGAGAGCCGCCGGCUUGCCUGCGACUGCCGGCGGUGGAUGACCGGAUGAACUGCUUGGCUGAGAGGCCGGCACAGAGGUCGCCGGUUCAGUGUAGGGCGUUCUUGUCCACACCUGUGGAUUGCAGUGCUUUCGGAUGCUCGCGUUCCACCGCCCCUUCUCAUUCGCCGCCGUCCAUACCAGUCGUCUCUCCGCCGCGGCCGGUGGCGCCACCUAUUGGCUCCCCUAGUGGCGCUCCAUUGCCAGUGCCAGUAGCCCCGACUUUACCGCCGGUUGGAGAGCCAGCGGCGCACAGUCCUUCCACUUCGCCAUCCGCUAGCUCUCCAUCGCCAUCACCUCUGUCAUCACCGCCGCAGCCGGUGGACCCGCCUGGUAGCUCUUCAACGCCAUCACCUUUGACACCUCCCUCGUCCCCUGUUGGCACGCCGACCGUGCCGAGGACACCGCCUGUCCACUCGCAUCCACCGCCUUCUGGAUCUACAUUGCCACCUCCGCCAGUUUCUUCCCCACUCCUGCCGUCGCCGCCCGUUUACUCAACGCCUCCACCCCCGGUUUACUCACCUCCGCCGCCUCCACCGCCGCCAUACUCUCCACCCAUCCAUUACUCCCAUAACUCCCCACCGCCACCAUCUCCACCGGCAUCUCUACAUUCUCCUCCACCGCCUCAUGUAGAACACGCACCACCAUUGUCGCCACCGUCGCCAUCCACCCAUUAUUCGCCACAGCCACCCGCGCACUCAUAUCCCUCUCCUCCUGCCCACCAUCAUGAGUCACCGCCGCCACAAGUUCACGAACACUCGCCCCCUCCUCCAGAAAUUCCAUGUGAACAGCCGCCGCCUCCGCCAUCCCCGCCACCCCCGGCCCCCGCAUUCAAGGGGCCAAUGCCACCAAUUACUUCAGUCCCAUACGCUUCUCCUCCACCACCACCUUUCUAUUAAUUCUUUUUGAGAAUUUGUUUUUUUGCCCCCUCUCCAACCUCCUCUGUCAAGUUUGCACCGAUCACGUGCAGAGUUAGAAUGUGCGCUUGUAAUUUCUCUGAAAAUCUGUCGACGACAAAACUGUUGUUCAAAGCAAAAGAGGGAAAGAGGAGAGAGUCUCUACAAUCUAUUUAUUUUUAUUUUAUUUUAUUUUGGGAAUAUUAUUUCUGAGUUUGUGAAAUAAAUUUGAAGAAGAGUAGAGCGCCAUCUAAGGAUGUAGGAUUGUAUUAUGUAUAUGGGUCAUCAUUAAGGGGAUCAAUCUCUCUAAUCAGGGUCGCUACCUGCUGUUUGAAUCG
Messenger RNA from Rhodamnia argentea, 2474 nucleotides. Its product is annotated as leucine-rich repeat extensin-like protein 4. Bases 184 to 2139 code for a protein of 651 amino acids. Lineage: Eukaryota; Viridiplantae; Streptophyta; Magnoliopsida; Myrtales; Myrtaceae. Gene Ontology annotation, molecular function: protein binding. The record is from RefSeq and is a predicted model, not a curated record. The transcript has 2 exons.